This is a messenger RNA of Eufriesea mexicana, 6550 nucleotides long. RefSeq names its product PWP1 homolog no child left behind (gene nclb). NCBI's taxonomy places the organism in Eukaryota, Metazoa, Arthropoda, Insecta, Hymenoptera, Apidae. The record is from RefSeq and is a predicted model, not a curated record. Gene Ontology annotation, biological process: rRNA processing. Gene Ontology annotation, cellular component: nucleus. Gene Ontology annotation, molecular function: protein binding. The transcript has 23 exons.
UAAAAAUGAAUAUAAUAUCUUGUACAGCGUGGGUAAAAAAAGGUGUUGCAUCUACAAACCCUCAGAAGGUUGAAUUAUCUCCAAAAGAAUUAGAGCAAAUCAUAAAGCAAACACAGUCUGAAUUACAAGAUGCUACAAGUGACCAAGAUGAGGAACAUAAUAAAGAAGGAAAAAGUGAAAUUGAAUCUGAAUCUAAUAUAUCCAAAUUAGACGAAUAUAACUUUGACAAAUAUGAUGACGAAUCGGAUAACAUACAUUGCAAUAUUAGUAAUAUUGCGACUUUUGAAACAAAUGGAAAAGAUUCUUUUAUAAUAGGGUCAGAUGAUGAUUCAGAGAAAGAAGAUGAUAUUAUUAAAAGUGAUGAUAAUCUUGUACUGGUAGGGCAUGUUGAAGCAGAUGCUAGCAUUUUAGAAGUAUUUGUAUAUAAUGGAUCUGAAGGUUCAUUUUAUUGUCAUCAUGACAUACUGUUAUCAUCAUUCCCAUUAUGUAUAGAGUGGCUCAACUUCGAUCCUUCGGAUUCAAAACCAAAUAAUUUAUGUGCAAUUGGUAAUAUGACUCCUAUAAUUGAAGUAUGGGAUUUAGAUUUAAUAGAUUGUUUAGAACCAUCCUAUAAACUUGGUUGCAAGCCAAAUAAAAAGAAAAAUAAAAAACGUAUUGGACAUAAGGAUGCUGUAUUAGAUCUGGCAUGGAAUGAAAACUAUACACAUGUACUUGCUAGUGGUUCCGUUGAUCAAACUGUUUUGUUAUGGGAUUUAGAAAAUGGAACACCUGUCAACAAAUUUGUUUCUUUUAAUGAAAAAAUUCAGUCACUAAAAUGGCAUCCAAUAGAAACACACCAGUUACUAACAGGUUGUGCCGAUAAGAUGGUGAGGUUAUUUGACUGUAGAUAUGAAACAAUUACAAAAACAUGGGAAGCAAUGGGAGAAGUAGAAAGAGUAUUAUGGAAUGGUUUUGACUCAAAUUAUUUUAUGGUUGGUACCUCUAAUGGAUAUGUACAGUACAUAGAUAUUAGGCAAGACAAACCAAUUUGGAAUAUAGAAGCUCAUACACAAGAAAUUACAGGUUUAUCACUUAGUUCAUCAUGUCCUGGACUUCUUGUUACUUCAGCAAAUGAUGGUGUCAUAAAAAUAUGGGAUAUUAUUAAUAAUACAGAGCCAUCAUUUGUUUGGGAAAAAAAAAGUAACCUUGGUGCUUUAUUAUGUCUUGCAUCAAAUCCAGAUAAUCCUUUUGUAUUUUCUGCUGGUGGUGAUAAUAAAUCACAUAAUUUAAAAAUAUUUGACUUUUUGGAAAUAUCAGAAGUUCGUAAAAAAUUUGAAGAUCGAAAAUGUGUUAUGCCAAAAAGUAACAUCAAUGAUGUAAACACACGAGAAGAAAUGAUGGAUGUAACCGAAAAUAUGGAUUCAAUGAUUUUAAAUACAGACAUAUCACACACAGUAUCUGAAAGGAAGACAAAAAUGCUGUUCCUCUAUAGGUCGAACAGCGGAAUGUUGAAUGCGGACCAAAAUACUGUUCGGUUUGGCAACAUUGCAUGUGCCAGUAUUUAUGGUAUGUUGUAUAAUUGUUAAACAGAUUUGACAUUUAAAACCAACUUUAAGGACAUAUCAAAUGAAAUGGAUAAAUCAUGGGAUCAUCCAUGGACUACAGAGGAAAUGCGUAAAAAAAGAAGAGAAUGGAGCUUAGCUGGUGAUGCAGGACUUCUUAAACAUCUUCAGCAAUUUUCUGAUAAUGUAGUAUCGAGGGCAAAUAAAACUCAAGAAGCUUUGGAUUCGUUGACAACUCAACUGAAUGAAACAGCAAUAUUUAUAGAUAAUGUUACUAAUACAUCUUUGGCUUUAGCUAAUACUCAAUUCAUUGAGAGUCGUGUACAAAAACAUGACAUAGAGAUUGCAAAGGAUGCACAAACAUUAAUUGAGAAAUGUAAAAAUCAGGAUUCUAAAACUGUAGAUUUUAUAACUAGUGUGAGUGAAAGUGUAAAGCAAGGUUUGAACAUAAUGUAUGAAAAAUACAAGGAAAUGGAGUUUGUUGAUAGUGAUAGUGAAGAAGACAAUAAUGUAGUACUAAGUGUUGUAUUGGGGCCAAAUGAUCCAUACCAAGAUCGGCCUUUACCUUAUGUCAUUGGCUCUGAAAAAUGGAAAAAUUCAAAUAAAAUUGGUUUAGAAAGUAGUAGUAGCAGUGAAUCUGAACAGAUAGAUGAAGAAGAAGAAUCAGAAAAUAAAGAUGAUGAUGAAAUAACAGUACCUAAAGAUCUUAGUAUACAUACUGUAUCAAAAACAAACACUGUUGGAUUAUUACCUUCUUUGAGUGACUCGGUUUAUAAUAAAAGAAAUGACAUAACAUACACGAGUAAUGAAAAAAUAAAUGCAGUUAGUCAAAACAAUAUAGGUUCUGUUCCUGGCUCAAUUACUCCAAAUGAUAAUGUAUCAAAGAUAUCUUCAGUAUAUAAUAUAGGACCAAAUUUUGCGGAAGAAUUAGCCAAACGAUUAGGUACAGUGCGACAGGCUCAAAAACCGGCUGUUAUAGAUGAAAAAAGUGAGGCAUCGAUAAAUCGAUUUAAAGAUGAUUUGUUUACAUCAGAGGGAGAUGAAAACAUAUUAAGUGAUAAAUCUAAGACGGUAUCGAGUACAAGUAAAGGAUUUUUAAAUGAUCAAUUCAUAGAAAAUUUAUCAAAGGAAAACCAGAUAAAAUCGUACAAGAAUAAUAUUAUACCUGCUAGUAUUGAUGUACCACCUCCGAUUAGUACUGUUUCGACGAAACCAAAAUCUGCAAUUGAUGAUCUUUUCGGCGAUGCUGAUUCCGAUGAUAUUUUCUCGUCAAAAAAUACGGUUAAAACAGUCACAAAAAAUAAAUAUCCUAAUAAUAAUAAUAACCAGCCAACGAAUAUGGAAAGUGCGCAAAAGAAAUAUUUAGAGAUUGUAGCACCAACACUAAUUAGUAAUGUGGCUACAAGUACACCAGAAACUAACGUCAAUACAACUAAUUUACUUAAUGUUGAUGAAGAUGAUGAUCUUUUUGGGUCGUCUAAAAAUCAGCAACCAAACAAAAAAAAUCUGAAUCAUUUGAAAAAUUCCGAAUCUUCUGGAAGUAAUACACCAGGAAAUUAUGAAAGCAAUGUUAACAACGAAUCGGUGUUUGAUCAUUCACGAAAUACUAUUUGGAAUGAUAAUACUAACGAACGAGAUUCUAUCGUAACAGCAAGGAGUAGUACAGGAAAUUCAGCUAUCGUUCACGAAAGUAGUUAUAGCAGUGGUAUAUCAGUUCAUCCACCGAGUAUUAAUAACACUGGUGGUUCAAGUAUAGGUGUUGAUUUCCAGCCAGAGAUGACGUCAACUCGUUUAAAAUCGGAAGAAAUCUACCGAGAACGAGUCGGUAGCGAUAGUCUUUUCACUGCGCGUACACGCAAUCCAGUGAAUACGACUUCUAUUCCGAACUCGACGAACAAUCCACCGCAGGAGGAAUCAAUCGGGGAUAUCUCGUCUAUACGACAGGACGAUGUGUUCGAGAACGAGGAUCUGUUUGGUCCACCACCACUACCGAAGGCGGAUUCAAAACCGUCGAAAUCGAAAAUACCUUCGCUGUUCGACGAUUCCGAUUCUGGCGAUGAGUUGUUCUCGACGACCAGUUCCGGUUCCAGGUCACAGAAGAGUAGCGAUUUAUUGACGGCCUCGCAAUACUCGGACAAAUUCAAGUCUACGCAUCAAAGAGGUCUCUUUGACGAGGAGAUUGAUAUAUUCGAUAAUAAAGAUUUGCCGGACGUCGAUAUCUUCGGCAUAUUAUCAAAACCUGCGACCAAAGAGGAAAGUAGUAUCACUAAUAGGAGCUUUUUGGAUAUCCCCGAUGAUGAUCUGUUUGCAAGUAAUAUUCGCGAUACGAUACCGAAAAAUAAUGGUUCGGAGAAAAAUCAGAAUGCUGCUACAUCGAAGAAAAUCAGUUUGUUUGAUAACGAUGACAUCGACGAUGGUGAUUUAUUUGCAACGAAAUCUGCUAAGAAUGACACCAGAAAUGAAUCUGAUAUCUUUAAUAACGAUGUUGACGAUGACGAUGAGAACGAUUUGUUUUCCGUGAAGAAAUUGACCAACAAAAAGCCAAAAACUGAUGAACAAUCGCCACGGAUGGCUGAAUCCGGAGUAGAUAUCGUGGAUCAGAAAGUGUCCGUUGAAAAAAGUGAAAGUAGAAGUAGCGAUAUUCUUUCGACCAGUGGAUUAUUUUCUACAACCAUUGGAUCUCAUGAGUUAAUUUUCGAGGAUGAUGAUUACGACGAUUUGUUCAGCACUAAAAGUGUAAGGAUGGAUAAAGCAAAAGAGGAUAAAUCUUCAGAUUUAAAGGCGGAAGAAGAUACCAAGGAUAAAGAAUAUUCCGCUAAGGAUUGUAAAAUAUCAGAUGAUAUCUUUACGCAAUCCGAAGAAUCAAAUGUGUCUGUUACCACGUCUAGGAACGUAGAACGAGAUAGUGAGCAAGAUACAGAUCGAGUCAAUAGUUUUGACAAACCCGAGACUACGAAAAAUAUUGAAAACGAAUUAAAAAAGAGUCCUCCAAAAUCCUUAGACAUUCAUACAACUACUACGAUGCCUCCACCUGACACGAAUAAUCAAGGAGCAAAGCGAGCGGUUUCUGGAAAAAUCAAAAAUUUAAUGGGAAAAAUGAAUGAUUUGAAAAUGCUAUCGCCAAUGGAUACACCACCAGUGUGGAGAAAAAGUAAAGAGAAAGCGGACGAAGAAGACAGUGCAGCGGACAGAGAUAGUGAUGACGGUGGAUGUAUUAGCACACAAGGUCAUAGUUCGCCGUUAAGCGUGUCAGAAGAUAGCACUACUCAGAAGCAAUCGCAGCGGUCGACAAUUUCGGAUGAAAGUAACGUAGAAAAUGCCAUUAGUUUCGAUGAGCCAGCUCAAGUAGAAACGUUGUCUACUACUGCUUCAAAGACUCGAGUUAGAAUACAAGCGAGACGCAGACCGCAAAGUAGACAUGCACGAAAAUCUGCGAUCAGGCAAAGCGGAAUCGAUUUUGAUACCGUCGACAACUUUGAGAACAAUUUACACGACGAGAGCCAGGCCAAUCAGUCAUCGAGUAUCCAAAAUAAACAGACCUUUACACCUGCAGAUGUUAGUACCGGACAUACCGUCAGCACGACUUCUGAUCAUUUGGUUUCGUCGAACAACGAUAAUCUUUAUCGAACCUCUGAUACUAAUAUUUUCUUGGUUACGGACGAUAAAUCUGAGCUUGGUAGCAUAAGCAAGGAAAGUUCAAUGAGUGCCAAUAAAAAUACCUUACUGUCUCCGUCUACAGACGAAGAAGAUUUAUUUGACGUACCGCCAGAUUUACCGGAAGAUCCUCAGAAAGAGGAUACGCUAUUUGGUAGGGCACCUAUUCUUUCUCCAGUUGAAAAUGUUAUCUCUGAGAAGCCACCCGUUACUUUUAAAGUGUUGAAGGACACGCACAUCAAACAAAUUAACGACGUAGAGACAGAAACGGAAAAAACUGCACAGCAAACAGAAGAGAACAGUACGUUAUCCGAAUCUAGUACCAGUUCUAAUGUAAAUGCUACAAUUUCACUCGCAAGUAAAAAGGGCUCCACGCUAGAAGACAACAAAUUUGGUGCUGAAUCGAAAGAAAUGAUUGAUCCUUUACGAGACGGUAGUCACGAUCCGUUGAAAGAUCCUAGUCAAUUAUUUGCUUUCGUUACGAAAACACCGUCUCCGGAAAAAGGAAAGAACUUGUUAUUUUCUGAAGACGAUAGUUUGUUUUCCAGUGGCACUAAGAAAUUAACCGAAGAACAAACUGCAAAGAAACCAAUUUUGGACUUGUUUACCGAUGAAGCGGAAGGUGAUUUAUUUUCGACGACUCUAAUUAAACCUGUGAAAAAAUCUUUGAAGGAAAACAAGAUUAGUUUGUUCGACGAAGAAGACGAAGAUGAUAGUUUAUUCGGAUCUGUUGUAAAAAAAUCAACGACAGAAAGCGAAUCUGAAAAGAAACAUCCCGAACAACAGUCUACGAAAAAAUUAAACUUAUUCGAUGAUGAUGAUAACGAUACAAAUUUAUUUUUUGAGCCAUUUGAACAAGCACAAAAGUCAGAUUCUGGAAGUAUUCGAGAGCUAUCGAAUAAAGGUGACAUAUUUACAAAUAUUACCGAACCUGUAAGGACUUCGUAUAUUACAGACAUUUUCGCUAAUCAGUCGAGUGGAGAAGAUGAUAUUUUCGCUAGGAUACCAGCUCCAAAAAAGGUUACCGUCGCGUCGAAAUCACUGUUUCCAUCCGAUGAUUACGAUGACGACGACGAUGAUAAUAUUUUCGGUAAAAAAUCCGCGAACGCAUCACAAAUUAAGUCCGCAGAUACUCGUUCAACUAUUAAAAAAGCAGUAACAAGGGAUCUGAAGAAGACAGCUGAAAAGAUUGGCGAGGAUCCUUUGAGUGCUCUGUUAGACGAUUAAGCAAUCUUUCUUUCUGAAAUUAUAUAUUUAUGGAAAUAAUAAUCGGGAGUCACGUACAUGGAGGAUGAAUUGUGUUUAAACAGUGAAAAACGCUGAGCGUUAGAAAUUUAAACAAAAUUUAAUUAUAU